AUGGACGAGAGAAUAUACGAAUUAGACAGGCAAGGCGACAUCACCUUUCUCGUCCACGAUGUCCCAAAAUCCCUGCCACAAACCCUAGACCAACUGCACCCACUCCUGCUAGACGGUUCAACACCAAAAGGCACCUCACCUGCAGCAGCAGAGGAAGAUGAAGCCAACCAAAAACCCCAAGCGAUACUCAAGAUUCGCGCCUCCUCAAAACACCUCACCCUCGCCUCCCCCCAGUUCACCCGCACCCUGCACAGCGGCUUCCAGGAAUCCCACGACCUCCAUCAAAGAGGCCACCUGGACCUCGAAAUCGACAACUGGGAUCCCGCUGCCUUCCUCAUUCUCAUGCUCAUCCUGCACGGCCGCACGCGCCCCGUUCCCAGGAAACUGACUUUCAGCAGACUCGUCGACUUCGCCGUGCUGAUUGAUUACUACGAGUGCUACGAGGCGGUCGAGGUCUUCACCGAUAUGUGGAUCAGGGCGUUGGAGAAGACGGCUACGGCUUCGAAGUCGUUAGCCCAGGUUGAGGAGUGGCUGUUUGUCUCCUGGGUGUUUCAGCACCGGCAGAUUUUUGCGCUGGCGUGCGGGUAUCUGCAGGGGAAUCUGACGGGCAGGUUUUGUUCCGAAUUGCCGAUUCCACAGCGAGUAUCCAAUGCGAUUGAUCGUGCGCGGGAGGAUGCUAUAAGCAGGAUCCUCGACAGGGUGCAUGGUCGGGUGGAUGUGUUGCGCUCGGGCAAGGUGCAGUGUUCGUAUGAGUGCGACUGUGUGCUUCUCGGGGCACUCACGAGGCACAUGCGUCAGCUGGGGAUCCUGGAGAGACCGGCGCCGCCGUUUGAGGGGAUCGCGGUCGAGCAGCUAGCGAAGGAAGCGCCGGGGGUGGUGGUGCCGCGGUGGUACGAGCGCGGCGGCGAGAUCCAGCAUUCGUGUUUGGCGACGCUGGAUUUCAAUUCUUCGCUGAGAGGUUCUGGGGAUGCGCCGAAGGUUGUGGAUUUGGAGGAGUUGACUGAGUUGAGGAGGAAGUGA
This is a messenger RNA of Aspergillus udagawae, 1020 nucleotides long. RefSeq lists its product as uncharacterized. NCBI's taxonomy places the organism in Eukaryota, Fungi, Ascomycota, Eurotiomycetes, Eurotiales, Aspergillaceae. The record is from RefSeq and is a predicted model, not a curated record. The transcript is spliced from 2 exons. Bases 1 to 1020 code for a protein of 339 amino acids.